Messenger RNA from Leucoraja erinaceus (little skate), 2927 nucleotides. It is a transcript of the gene tafa4b, whose product is annotated as TAFA chemokine like family member 4b. Bases 928 to 1353 code for a protein of 141 amino acids. NCBI's taxonomy places the organism in Eukaryota, Metazoa, Chordata, Chondrichthyes, Rajiformes, Rajidae. The record is from RefSeq and is a predicted model, not a curated record. The transcript is spliced from 6 exons. Gene Ontology annotation, molecular function: receptor ligand activity.
UCUCUCUCUCGCUUCCUCUCGGUGUGUGGAGGUAAUUGCGGGGAUAGAAGUACAUCCCUGACGCCCGCUGCGUUUGAAAGCCCCGCUCUCAUCCUCUGACAGCUCCCGGCGCUGCCAGCGACGCUGCCAGCUUGUCCGGGCACAGAGCACGGAGUCAGGGUCCAACUUGGAUCAAGGCGGGGGACUUCCGAGACGCUCGCAGUCUUUGCAAAGAAGCAACGCGCCGAUUACUACAACUUUUAGCGGUGCCGACUCCGGCCAAAGGCGCGGCUCGGCUCGGCUCGGCUCGGCUCGGCUCGGUGCGGGCCGGUGGAUACAUGCUACAUCUUUCUGCUCAGUGAGGGAAGAGACCCGGUAUAGUCGUUAUCUCCGGGGAGCGGUGGUGGAGAGGAGAGGAGAGGAGAUGUCUGCCUUGGCCAGAAGAUAGACACAAAAUGCUGGAGUAACUCAGCGGGCCAGGCAGCAUCUCUGCAGAUAAGUAACAGGCGGCGUCUCGGGUCGAGACCCUUCUUCAGACCUUGGUGUGAUAGAGGGCAGCGGGGGAGGCGAACGGUCCUGGUGACUUUGCGGUUCAAUUGAAGACAUUACCUACUCUUCAGCUGGCGAUUAUUCCCCCCCACACACCCCCUCUCCCCUCUUUCGAUGCCCGAUCUCACGGACCCAGCGCGGCUGGGUUAGCAGCGACCACCUCUCUCUCAGAAGCCGCCGUGUGGUUUUUUUAACCCGAUGGGAUGUGUUUGAGCGAUAGUCCAGUUUGGGACGACAGCGGCGCGCAGUCAGCAGGUACCAGCCUCCCAUUCACCAAGCUUCCAAUGAAGAGAGGCUGAGCAGAGGUGCACAGGAAUGUAUCCCAUGUACAGCGGCAGGCAAUUUGGAUCCAUGAGCGCUAUGCUGAAACUGACGUGUAACUGAAUAUAAUCAACAAGGAUGAGAUUCUGUGCGAGAUCGAUGCUCUUCACCCACUGGCUGUUGCUGGCCUCUGUGUUAAUGCUUGGCUGCCGACCGCUGACGGCUUCAAGUCACCACACCCGGGGCCACUCAGGACAUCAGGUCAAACAAGGCACAUGCGAGGUUGUUGCUUUGCAUCGAUGCUGCAAUAAAAACCGGAUUGAAGAACGGUCGCAAACCGUGAAAUGUUCUUGUUUCCCGGGCCAGGUUGCCGGCACAACUCGAGCUCAGCCUUCAUGCGUUGAAGCCUCUAUAGUGAUGCAGCAGUGGUGGUGCCACAUGAAUCCCUGCCUAGACGGUGAGGAAUGCAAGGUUCUCCCAGACUUCUCCGGAUGGUCCUGCAGCAGUGGCAACAAGGUUAAAACCACGAAGAUCAGCCCUUCGAGUCCGUUGCAACGUAUGUAGGAGUUGGAGCACUUCACCCAUGCCAAAUAUCUGUACAAAUGCUGCAUCGAUGUGGUAGUGGCGCCUGAGACAGACGAGAAACAGUGACACACAGCCACACUGGCACCUCUUGCACAGCCUGAGGACUGGCACACCAGGGAUCUCAGCUUUAACAUUGUACAUCUGUUGUAAAACAAGCAGAAUAUAUCGCAAAGUGUUUCCCACUUAUGAAUGUUAUAGAUUUGGUAACAUCUGUGUUGAAUGUUCUGGAUUACACUGAGAUAGUAACUAUUUAUUUCCCCAAGCUUCAGUCUCAUAUUUUGGAAUACCAACCACUGACCUUGAACAACACAUCGACGUCUCGAAAACAUGGGCGUCGCAAAGAAACUUCUCACCACGACUCACUUCUUCCACGUUCUCCGGUUUAGGGAAACAGAUUUCGACUGCGGUAAUCCAAAAUUGUUCCUGUCAGGAUGUUUUUGUAAUAAUCAGUGUUGCUAGCCUUUGCGAAUAUUUUGAUUUUUUUGGAAAAAAAAACUAUAAUUAUUACGGGAUUGCAGAAGAGUUUCUAGAGCCGAAAAGAGAAACAGGAAAAUCUGAAGCCGAAGAUCGUGGACGUAUAAAGCCGACAAGUCUGCGUUGGAAGUGAAAUCCGUUUGUGGCAUUAACUAUCUUUCUCCUUCAGAUGAUAACUGACCUGUUAAGCAGUUGCAGGUUAACUUUUCUACGCUUUAUAUGUAGCUGAGUUGCCAUUAAUGACAAGAAACAAUAAAUGGUUAAUCUCAAAGUAUUUCAAUUUACUAGAAGUUGCAAAAAGCAGAUAGCUUUGAGAAGUGUUAGUGCCUUAGUCCCAUAGCAGGGAAUUAUAGAAACUUCAUAGAACUAUGGGCACUUGCAAAUGUUGCAGCACAUGGCAUCUAUUAGAGUACUGGAUUUCAGUUCAGUUUAGUUUAUUAUCAUGUGUACCGAGGUACUGUGGAACGCUUUUGCUGCCUGCUUUCCAGACAGUGGAAAGACUAUUAAUACAUGGUUACAAUCGAGUCAUUCACAGUGUACAGAUACAUGAUAAGGGAAUAACGUUUAGUGCAAGGUUAAAGCCAGUAAUGUCCGAUCAAAUAUGGUAGAAGGGUUUCCUUCGCUCCAUAGAUGCUGCUGCACCCGCUGAGUUUCUCCAGCUUUUUUGUGUACCUUCGAUUCUCCAGCAUCUGCAGUUCCUUCUUAAACACAUGGUAGUUCUCUGGUUGUGGUAGGAUAGUUUAGUAGCCUGAUAACAGCUGGGAAGAAACUGUCUCUGAAUCUGCAGGCUUGCGUUUUCGCACUUCCAUACCUUUUGCCUGAUGGGGGAGGGGAGAAGAUGGAGUGGCUGGGUUUAUGCAGGAUUUACACUCAUUCGUUCAUUUUCAGCUGCUUUUGUCAAAUGAAAACCAGAAGCCAUUUUUGCAAUACUGUCACGGUAGCUCAAUAUAAAAUGCUUUUCAUAAUUACACUGACUGACUGGCAUACUGAAAAUACAUGUUAAUAUUUUACGGUAUUUGCAAUCAAAUUAGAUAUCUUCAACCUUGCCAAAUCUCAAAUAUUUCCUGUAUUAUUCUGGA